Eremothecium gossypii ATCC 10895 is the source of this 975-nucleotide messenger RNA. It is a transcript of the gene HEM13, whose product is annotated as coproporphyrinogen oxidase. NCBI's taxonomy places the organism in Eukaryota, Fungi, Ascomycota, Saccharomycetes, Saccharomycetales, Saccharomycetaceae. The record is from RefSeq and is marked provisional. The transcript has a single exon. Gene Ontology annotation, molecular function: coproporphyrinogen oxidase activity. Gene Ontology annotation, cellular component: mitochondrial intermembrane space; cytoplasm. Bases 1 to 975 code for a protein of 324 amino acids.
AUGGCAUCCGCCCACACCCCCCACAUGCGCGAGCGCAUGGAAGAGCUCGUGCGCCGCAAGCAGCGCGAGAUUACAGCCGCGUUCGAGGCGAUCGACACGGUCAAGUUCAAGGCCGACUCCUGGGAGCGCAAGGAGGGUGGCGGCGGCACGUCGUGCGUGCUGCAGCACGGCACCACGUUCGAAAAGGCCGGCGUUAACGUCUCGGUAGUCCACGGCGAGCUGUCGCCGGCAGCCGUCAGUGCCAUGCGGGCCGAGCACAAAAACCUGCACCUCCCCACGGACCCCGUGACCGGGCAGCCGGCGGCCGGCGUGCGCUUCUUCGCCUGCGGCAUUUCUCUGGUGAUGCACCCCGUGAACCCCCACGCGCCGACCGUGCACCUCAACUACCGCUACUUUGAGACGUGGGACGCGGCGGGCAAGCCGCAGACGUGGUGGUUCGGCGGCGGCUCGGACCUGACGCCAAGCUACCUGUACGAGGAGGACGCGCGGCUGUUCCACGCGGCGCACAAGGCCGCGCUGGACCGCACGGACCCCGCGCUGUACCCGCGGUUCAAGAAGUGGUGCGACGAGUACUUCUGGAUCAAGCACCGGGGCGAGAGCCGCGGCAUCGGCGGCAUCUUCUACGACGACGCGGACGACCGCGAGCCGGAGACGCUGCUGCGGAUGGCGGAGGACUGCCUGGACGCGUUCGUGCCGGCGUACAAGACGAUCAUGCUGCGCCGCAAGGACAUGCCGUACACAGCCGCGGAGCACGAGUGGCAGCAGAUCCGGCGCGGGCGGUACGUGGAGUUCAACCUGGUGCUGGACCGCGGGACGCAGUUCGGGCUGCGCACGCCCGGGUCGCGGGUGGAGUCGAUCCUGAUGUCGCUGCCGGUGACGGCGCGGUGGGAGUACGACCACCACCCCGCGGAGGGCACGCGCGAGGCGGCGCUGCUGGAGGUGCUGCGGCACCCGCGCGAGUGGGUCGGGGAGUGA